AUGGCUACAGCCUUGGAACCAGAGGACCAGGAUCUUUGGGAAGAAGAGGGAAUUCUGAUGGUGAAAUUGGAAGAUGAUUUCACCUGUAGGCCAGAGUCUGUCUUACAGAGAGAUGACCCUGUGCUCGAGACCUCACACCAGAACUUCCGGCGCUUUCGCUACCAGGAAGCCGCAAGCCCUCGAGAAGCUCUCAUUCGACUGCGAGAACUUUGUCAUCAGUGGCUGAGGCCUGAAAGGCGGACAAAGGAGCAGAUCCUAGAGCUGCUUGUGCUGGAACAGUUCCUUACCGUCCUGCCUGGAGAACUGCAGAGCUGGGUGCGGGGCCAACGGCCAGAGAGUGGCGAGGAGGCGGUGACGCUGGUGGAGGGUUUGCAGAAACAACCCAGGAGACCAAGGCGGUGGGUGACUGUCCAUGUUCAUGGCCAGGAAGUCCUGUCAGAGGAGACGGUGCAUCCGGAAGCAGAGCCCGAGUCACCUAGUGAGCUGCAGAACCCUGUGCAGACCUCGACUCCCGAGGCGUCCCGUGAGGAGACCAUACAGAGCCCCAGUCUGGGGCCACCAGAAGAGCAGAGCCUGUGCCAUGAAUUGGAGUUCCAGCCCCUGCAGGAGAGCGAGGUUCCAGUGUCCCAGGACCCAGACCUUCCUGAAGAGAGGAACACUGGAAACCCAGAGAUGGUUGCCCUUCUUACUGCUCUUUCACAGGGAUUGGUAACUUUCAAGGACGUGGCUGUGUGCUUCUCCCAGGACCAGUGGAGCGAUCUGGAUCCCGCACAGAAAGAGUUCUAUGGAGAAUAUGUCUUGGAAGAAGACUGUGGAAUUGUGGUCUCUUUGUCAUUUCCAAUCCCCAGACUAGAUGAGAUCUCCCACGUUAGAGAGGAAGAGCCUUUGGUCCCAGAUAUCCCAGAGCCUCAAGAGCCUCAAGAGCCAGAAAUCCUGAGUUUUACCUACACAGGAGAUAGGAGUGAAGAUGAAGAAGAGUAUCUUGAGCAGGAAGAUCUAAGUUUGGAAGAUCUACACAGAUCUAUUUUGGGAGAUCCAGAAAUCCACCAGACUCCAGACUGGGAAAUAGUCUUUGAGGAUGAUCCAAAUAGACUUAACGAAAGAAGAUUUGGUACAAGUAUUUCUCAAGUUAAUAGUUUAUCGAAUCUUCGGGAAACCAUGCCUAUCCACCCCUUGUUAGGGAGACACCAUGACUGUCCUGUAUGUGGGAAAAGUUUCACUUGUAACUCCCACCUUGUUAGACACCUAAGAACUCAUACAGGAGAGAAACCCUAUAAAUGUAUGGAGUGUGGAAAAAGUUACACGCGGAGCUCGCAUCUUGCCAGGCACCAGAAGGUUCACAAAAUGGGCACUCCUUAUAAAUUUCCCCUAAACCGGAAGAAUUUGGAUGAGACCUCCUCUCUGGUCCAGGCUGAGAGAACUCCACCUGUUGAGAAACCCUAUAGGUGUGACGAUUGUGGAAAACACUUCCGCUGGACCUCAGACCUUGUCCGGCAUCAGAGGACACACACAGGAGAAAAACCCUUCUUCUGUACUAUUUGUGGCAAAAGCUUCAGCCAGAAGUCUGUGCUGACAACACACCAAAGAAUCCACCUCGGAGGCAAACCCUACCUGUGUGGAGAGUGUGGGGAGGACUUCAGCGACCACAGGCGGUAUCUGGCGCACCGGAAGACCCACGCAGCUGAGGAGCUGUAUCUCUGUAGCGAGUGUGGGCGGUGCUUCAACCACAGCGCUGCGUUUGCCAAGCACCUGCGAGGACACGCCUCAGUGAGGCCCUGCCGGUGCAACGAAUGUGGGAAAAGUUUCAGUCGGAGGGACCACCUUGUCAGGCAUCAAAGAACCCACACUGGCGAGAAACCGUUCACGUGCCCUACCUGUGGAAAAAGCUUCAGCAGGGGCUAUCACUUAAUCAGGCAUCAGAGGACCCACUCAGAAAAGACUUCCUAGCUAGCUUCCUGUGUGAGGAGGUCUGCAUUCAGCCCUCACCCAGGGAUGGGCAAGGAGAUGCCCUCUUGUCAGCUCGGGAAGACCUUUUCCAGGGAGUCUCCCUGACUUGCCCAGAUCUCCAUCACCUCUUCCCACAGCUAAAUUAAAAUCCCCCUGAUAGAACCUCUCAACCUUCUUCUACACCUUGAGGAGAUUUUUUUGCCCAAAGUACAACCUGGGUGGAGGCUUCUCCUUGACUGGAGUGUUCCUGCCUCUACCUCAUGGGUGUGAAGGAGGAGAUUUAGAAGACUUCCGAGGUUGUGGUUAUUAUAUUUUGCCCAAAAUAGGCUGUUGCAUAUCCUAAAGACUGCUUCACAGCCUCAAGUAUAAAGUUGCCCAGGACGGCCCUUUAGGUAUGGUAAGGGACCAGCCUCUAGGAUUCUGUCCUUACUGGGCUCAAAUCUUAAAGCACACAGCCCUGAACUCAAGGCAGGAGAUUUGCAUCCUCAUGGCUCUGCCACACACUCACAGGAUAACUACAAAUCUCUCACUGGUUCAGUUCUUCACCAUGCACUUUCCUUUGAUCCUGGGGAGAGAUGGGAGAAGUGUCUGACAGGGGAAAACCUCGAGGCUGUUUCCCAUGGACCUUGUCAGGCUGCUCCCUUACCCAUUGCCAAAAUACCAGGUGCCAGACCCUGCUAGAAAGGAGGACCUAGUCAGAAGCCUCUUUCCUUGUGGGGUGCUUUCCUGUUAGAAUACUCAUGCCCACCCUUCUUAGUGUUCCACCAGCCUCUUGGAUUUGCCCCUAGCACUUCUGCAAAAGUGAGGCGCAAGUUGGGUGCUGGGGGAGUCAGUUAAACCAUGAUAGCAUUUACAUUCCCAGACGUGUACAAGCCCACCCCUCCUGCCCUCUUCACAUGGGUUUGUGAGGGGAUUUUGGAACCAUAUCAGCUUACAUAGGUACUAUAGUAAUUACAGAGUCAUGAUUGAUUGGGUCACUUCCUUUAUAUGAAGAACACGAGAAGACCUGAGACCAAAUUAUGGAGCAAAAUUUUUAAACGCUAUUGCUGCUGGCUAAGGCCAUCAAGACUAUACUGACACCCAGCCCCUGUCAUCCCCGCCUUGGUUCUCUGAUAUCAGGGAAAAUUAGGAACCCCAGCACCUGGGACCCUGAAGAAUUUACCAGGAGUAAAUGGCUUUCAUGUAA
This is a messenger RNA of Odobenus rosmarus divergens (Pacific walrus), 3133 nucleotides long. It is a transcript of the gene ZNF202, whose product is annotated as zinc finger protein 202. The record is from RefSeq and is a predicted model, not a curated record. Bases 1 to 1947 code for a protein of 648 amino acids. The transcript has 6 exons. Gene Ontology annotation, biological process: regulation of DNA-templated transcription. Lineage: Eukaryota; Metazoa; Chordata; Mammalia; Carnivora; Odobenidae.